This is a messenger RNA of Calidris pugnax (ruff), 554 nucleotides long. It is a transcript of the gene RIPPLY1, whose product is annotated as ripply transcriptional repressor 1. The record is from RefSeq and is a predicted model, not a curated record. Gene Ontology annotation, biological process: negative regulation of transcription by RNA polymerase II; embryonic pattern specification. The coding region runs from base 111 to 554 and encodes 147 amino acids. The transcript is spliced from 4 exons. Gene Ontology annotation, cellular component: nucleus. Lineage: Eukaryota; Metazoa; Chordata; Aves; Charadriiformes; Scolopacidae.
CCUCGCUCCCCUGCCCCGAAGAAUUUGUGAGUCACUGCCCGGGGCAGGGCUAUAAAGGUGUCCUCACCGAGGGUCUGUAGCCGUCAGAGGGGACACCGUUGACUGCCACCAUGGAAGCUGCUGCCUGUUGCCUGCCUUCCCAAGGGCUCCGGGUGCCCGUGGCCAGUGCUUGCCCAGCCCCAGGGCUGGAGCAAGGGGGAAGAUCCCUGCCCCUCUGGAGACCGUGGCUGCCCCGAGCGGAGGAGGGAGCCGGGCAGCAGAGGGAGCAGAUGGAUGCUGCGUGGGCACGAGAGGCGACGGGGGACAGCGGCCCCGACAAAACGCUGACGUUUUUCCACCACCCCGUCAGGCUCCUCUGGCCCAAGUCCAAGUGCUUUGACUAUCUGUACAGCGUCGGGGAGAGGCUGCUGGAGAACUUCCCGGUGCAGGCCACCCUCUGCCUCUACGAAGACUCAGGCAGUGAGGAAGAAGAGGAGGAAGAGGAGGAGGAGGAAGAAGAAGAAGAGGAGGAGGAGGCAGGGGACAUGGCGGCAGGGCCAUGCAGGCCAGUGUGA